Molecule: messenger RNA, 1821 nt
Organism: Cantharellus anzutake
Lineage: Eukaryota; Fungi; Basidiomycota; Agaricomycetes; Cantharellales; Hydnaceae
Exons: 3
Coding region: 1-1821 (606 amino acids)
Source: RefSeq, a predicted model, not a curated record
AUGGCGGACACCAAGGGUGCUACUUUCUUAUCCAAUCCCCCUGGAUACUCUCCGCUCCCCACUGUUGAUCCUGCGGCAUCGAAGGAUGAACAUGUCGAUGAGCAACUCGCUCCGAACAAGUGCAAACGCCACUCUUGCGCAAGGCACCUUUGGAGGUUCAUCGCCAUUGGUUUCGUCAUCUUUACCAUCGCUCAAGGCAUCAAGUACCUAUGGCAAGGACGCGGUCAGCACUUUAAAUUCCGCUACAAGGAUGAUUACAUUAUACGCAUGUAUAACGUUGCUGGCGAUUUUGACCCCUAUUUUGGCGGUGAUCACCCCAAACCCCACUGCACUAAGUGGAGCAACUCAACUGCACCGGGUGAGGCUACCUACCACCUAAAUGUUUCUACAGCUGCAGAAACCAUCAAGCUUGUGUCUGGUGGCGGUUUCAAGGGCACUGUCGACUACGUUAUCGCCGACAAAGACUUAGGGGACACGAUUGGUGUCAAAAUUACUCUGAGUGCGCCAGCAAAGAUUGAGGAGCCCGAGACUGAUUCGGUCGUUCACUCAUGGUGGAAGCGGUUAACCCUUAAAACCAAGGGCCCUCAAGCCUAUGUGUGCACCAUUCCAACGCCUGAAGGCAAUGUCAAAGGUGUGGUCUUGUCGCGGAAGCGCCCCCAUGGUCACGGCCACCAUCAUCACCGGGGCCACCCUUGGCCCCCGUUUCCACCACAUGAACUUGACCACCCCCCUCCACCAUCCCUGCACGUUCUUCCAGAUGUCGGCAUGUUCAUCCCUCCUCCCGAGGUUCUAGGAGGGUUCGGCCAACCACCGCCGCCGCCACCUUCAUACCCUCGAGAAGUGAACGAGGUUAGGGGCUGGGUCGAUGGAAAACACCCUCAUCGCCGUUAUCAUCAUCCUACGGCGCCUGUCACUGCCAAGAUCGUUGUCACCUUGCCGCGUAGUCAUCUCGAGCUUGCUUCUUUCUCAAGCGUGUUUCCCCACUUCACUCAGCAUAUCAAUGGCGCCUUCGAUGAUGUCGUCUUUGGAAAGCUCUUCGUUGUUGGUAAAACAUCUGGGCUGUCUAGGGUCGAAGCCGAUACGGUAUCAAUCAUUGCUGAAGGAAACCCGAUUAACGGAACUUAUGUUGUGAAGGACUAUUUGGAGCUGGUCACCACGGAGGCACCCAUCGCUGUAAAUGUUACCCUUCUCUCGGACGCGAUGGCCCACAAGCCCACGUGUCUGGACCUAGUAAAUCGCAACGGCUCUGUUGAUGCCGAUGUUCAGCUUGUCGCUGUUGAACCCUCCAAAGACUCGGUCAAUGGCUCAUUCAGUAUCAACACCUUUACUUCUCACCGUCCUGCAAAAGUGGAUGUCACCUCCUUCCCUCUCGGCGGUUAUUUGAGAUUUGAUGUCUUGAACCGUUACGGUGAGAUCGUUGCCGCUGUGCCUCCCUCUUACGAAGGCAGGUUCGGCGUUGUCAACAGGGGUGGCACGUCCAUCGUCAAGUCCGACAAGGAUACGAAAGACCCUUCUGGCAAGGGACGAAAGAGGGUGAUGUUUGUUAGGCACGUUGUCGGAGGUAUCAUAAAUGGCUUUGUUGGCUGGGCCGAUGGCCCGGAGGAUGGUAUCACUAUCGGGAAGGUUGAUGCAGAAGAACUCGAGGUAUGCAGUGAAGGCGAAAAAGGAUGCCGCGUUACCAGACCUCUUCCUGGAGGGAAUGGAGGGGGCGAAUAUUUCGAUGCAUUCGAUCCUCCCAUUGAUGACGAGGGCCCCAUGUUGACCGAGUCUGGGAUUGAUCUAUUUUUUGCCAAGGGGGUUGUCCUGCUUGAUCUUAACUAA